GCGGAGCCUGCGGAAGGUGGCGGCGGCGGCGGCAGCAGCCGCACCUGCGAGCGGAGGCCGAAGCUGGGUAUGGCGGUGCUCACGGCCCUGUGAGAGCUACUCGGCCGCGGGGCCCGCCAUGCGCCGGCGGCCCUGACAUGGGCGCCAGCGGCUCCAAAGCUCGGGGCCUGUGGCCCUUCGCCUCGGCGGCGGGGGGCGGCGGCCAGGAGGCGGCGGUCUCUGAGCAAGCUUUGGUGCGGCCUCGAGGCCGAGUCGUGCCCCCCUUCGUAUUCACGCGCCGCGGCUCCAUGUUCUAUGACGAGGAUGGGGAUCUGGCUCACGAGUUCUAUGAGGAGACAAUCGUCACCAAGAACGGGCAGAAGCGGGCCAAGCUGAGGCGGGUGCAUAAGAACUUGAUUCCUCAGGGCAUCGUGAAGUUGGAUCCCCCCCGCAUCCACGUGGAUUUCCCUGUGAUCCUCUAUGAGGUGUGAACCUGGAGGGUGACAGGCAAAAGCACCCCUGGCCCCGGCAAGAACCCCCCCAGGUUCAAGGUGUGGCUUCCAUUGAGGAACCUAGGCUGAGGCCACAACCCUGAAUAAACUACAUUGGCCCGGAACCUUCAGCUGUGAGCAGGACAGUCCUGCAAUGUUGGUUGGGUAUUGUUUUGUGUAUGGACAAGAGGUGGCUGGUUGCUGGCGAGAACUAAUGGCGGAGUUACCAGUCCACCUUCUCCAGGAAUCCUUAAAAGGAGCAUGCAGGGCAUAUACUGGUCAGGACUGCCUGGUUCCUGGGCCUUCUCCUGGCCUGCUUUCUUCCAAACACCUCCAGCCCAGCCCUGCUACGGGCUACAGCACUUUACAAGCAAGGUCUGCCUUCUUCCAGCCCCUGGGCUGUGGGAGUUGUAAUCAAGUGGGAACUUCCUUUCCCUCAUUUCCCUUACCCCCUUGUCAGAGCAUUUCAGCCGUUUGCUACCUCGAUUCCUCCUGUGUUGGACAGAGACUGGGGGCAGCACGAGCCUGAUUCUUCCUGCCUACCUGCCCAUCUGCUCCCACCCCAGAUGGAUGGACAGUUUACUGGCUAUUAACAGGAGUAGGGAUUGGGGUAAGAGACCUCUCUCCAACCUGGGCUGUUCUGAUCCCUCUUUACUGCACCUUCUUUUGUCCCAUCUCCCAGCCCCUACACCAAGUGAGGGCACAGGGACAGGGUCAAGAAGGGCUGUGGAUGCCUGUGUCUAUGGGGAAUUGCCCCUGCCCACCUACUCUGAUCUCCCUUACCGCUGCAUUAGCUCCCCCACCUUCAUGCGAGAUCAUCAACCAUCCUACAGUUUCGAUAGCAUCCGAGGGCUGAUGCCAAUAACUGAGGAGACCAGUGCCCCUUCCCCUGCAGUAUCCUCAGCCCUUCAGAAUCAGUCAAGGGCAAGUACUGGAGUCCUUGGGUACGGACAGAAAGGCGAGAGCAACCAUAAAAGGAAUACUUAAAAUGUGAAAGUCUGUAAGUAGUCUAGUCCAUGUUGUUGGGAUGGAGUCUGAUUUCUCCAUAGAAAUGACUUUUUAAAAUUCCUUACUGUGCAAGCUCUGUGCUUCAAGAAUGUGGGAAAUGGCUUGGGGAGGUUGGCCCCUAUUCUAGAAAGGCUAUUGUAUUAUUUGUUCAGUUUCAAUAAAAUUAUUUGUAGACCCUG
Condylura cristata (star-nosed mole) is the source of this 1657-nucleotide messenger RNA. RefSeq names its product tumor suppressor candidate 2 (gene TUSC2). Lineage: Eukaryota; Metazoa; Chordata; Mammalia; Eulipotyphla; Talpidae. The transcript has 3 exons. Gene Ontology annotation, cellular component: mitochondrion. Gene Ontology annotation, biological process: regulation of mitochondrial membrane potential; inflammatory response. Bases 138 to 470 code for a protein of 110 amino acids. The record is from RefSeq and is a predicted model, not a curated record.